This is a messenger RNA of Haliotis rubra (blacklip abalone), 4307 nucleotides long. RefSeq names its product protein spire-like. The record is from RefSeq and is a predicted model, not a curated record. The transcript is spliced from 10 exons. NCBI's taxonomy places the organism in Eukaryota, Metazoa, Mollusca, Gastropoda, Lepetellida, Haliotidae. Gene Ontology annotation, cellular component: cell cortex; cytoplasmic vesicle membrane. Gene Ontology annotation, molecular function: actin binding. Gene Ontology annotation, biological process: actin nucleation; cleavage furrow formation; Golgi vesicle transport. Bases 189 to 1628 code for a protein of 479 amino acids.
CAAUGGUAACAUUCCCCCUAAAGUGAAGAAUGAUGCUCAUGCGGUAAUACUGGAUUUUAUAAGGUCACGGCCGCCCCUCAGAAGCGUGAAGGACAGAAAGUUGAAAUCACCGCCACCAAAAGUCCACGACCCCCAUGAACUUCUGCUUACAGACAUUCGGUCUAUGCCCAAAUUGAGGCCCAUCAGAGAUGGUCGCCUCGUUGGUGAGUCUGACAAGACAUCCCCAGUGGAGACAUCGCGUGACGAAACUAAAUCGAGGAGAUUCGGAUGAAAGUCCUCUUCCUGUGAGGAAAGUAAUCAAACCAGAUUUCACUCUUCUCCUGAACAACAGUUUUGAGGAGGAAGUGUCUGACGACGAGGUUCAGCUUGCUGAGGAGGUUAGAACUCACGUGGGGGCCAGCCAGAUCUCUCCACUGUCUCCCGUGUCUCCUGUACACGACCACAUUACCCCUGUCAUGGAACGGCCCGUCCUACGAGAUCAUUCCACUGCGGAGCGAGUGUGCAAACUUCAGAGGAGACACACAAUCAUGGUGUGCGAAUCGCCAACUGAGGGAAAGGUAAUCCAGAAAGAGUUACCUCCCUUAACAGAAGACCCCGAAAGAGAGCUGGAAGAGGAAGUUGAAUUUCAGAAUUCUUCCUCACACUACACUAGUCCACCAUCGUAUUGCGCUGGUAACAUUCGGCGACAAAUGAUAGCUCACCAGACUAGUCAAAAUAAUUCACGUCAAAUGGCGUCUGAACGAACUGAACACAGGAAGUCGUCUGCUGGGAGUUUAAGUGCGAUUCCGGAAGUCGAUGAUAGUUGCACGGAUCAUGAUGUAUCCGAUAGUGUUUGUGAUGUGGAUCUGUCUGAAUUGAAUGCAUCCGAACUUUUGCAUGUGAACUGGAAAACUGCAUGUACACGCGAUGGAGAGUCUAACGGUCACUCGCACUGUCAAGACUGUCGACCUAAACCUUUUUCAUUCUACCAGGAACUAUUCCAACGUCCCUAUCGACAUCCCUUUGUUAUAGAGAAGAAGUGGCAGAACCCCAUUGAGUGUCUGAACCUCACCCUGGAGGAGGUGACCCAUAUCCGUACUGUGCUCACCAAGGCGGAGUUGGAGUCCCUUAUCACCCAGCCAGAGCUCUAUUCACAGGUCGCCAAGAGCAAGCUCUGCUUCUCUUGCAAGAUCACCAAGUUUGCCCUGUUCGGAGAGUGGGGGACGAAGUGUCGGUUCUGUAAGCGGACGGUGUGCAGCAAGUGCCUUAGGAAGAUGCAUGUGCCGACCGAACACUUCAAGAACAUCCCUGUGUACACAUUGAGUCCGACUCCGCUCAGCCCCGAAAUGAAGGAAGCCAUUGAAACAUACAAAAGUUUAAGUCCCACGGGGUCAUCUCCACCCACACCUGCUGUUCCGAGGAGACCCAAUCUCGACAACCGCCCUGGCCGCAAGAAACCCCUGCAAAGGUCCCAGUCCAUGCUAAUCAAACCCGUCACCGCUAAAGUGACGAAAGGGCCCCUAAUGAGCAUAUGCUGUGAUUGUAAGGAUAUGGUCACCGAGAUCGUGAGAGCAGGUCGCACAUCCAUUUCUUUGAUCAACCAGGGUAAAGAUCCUACCACGGAAGUGAGGCUCAACCUCGUCAAAUGAGGCUAGGUGGGAUCUUGUGCUACUGUGCUAAUACAAAUUGUGAGAGAUGACUCGGGUUCUACUGAGAUGAACAUUUGUGAAACAUGCCUGGGAAAGAUUUGGGUACAUUUUCACUGAUGGAUAAGCGGAGUCUGUGUUAGAACAGUCAAGAAAAUUGGACUAGUGAUUUUCAGUGUGUGAAAAUGGCUGAAAUUUGGACAUGGGAUCUGAAUAUUCCGUGGUGCGAAUGACAACUGGAUACAUGGAUUAAAUGGAUAUGAUGAAAAACAUGAAGCAAAGGUGAUCCCUAUUGUUUGGAAGUGAUAUCUGACAUUUUCUUCAACCAGAAGUUUGUUGCCAGGCGAUCCUCCAAACAAGGAAGGCUAUAUUGUGUGAAAAUUAAGACACAGUUUAAUUUUUCUUUGAAUGAAAAAAACCCACACCAAGUGAAAUCCAAGAUGGAUGCUUAUCACAUUUUGACUUCUCAAAUCCAGAAAUUGUUUGUUUGGAUGUUUGCCAUAUUCUCUGAAUUAUAUUGUUUUUUUAAGUUAUUUAAUGUUUCCAUGUAGUUUCAUUUAAGAUUAGUGUUGCAGUUAAGACAAGUAGUUUAAGUGAUUACAAGAAAACGAAACCAGUUCUGAAGAAUUAUUUAAAGCCAAAGAACAUGAAAUUUGCAAUUUCAGUUUAGUCCCAUUUUAGAAUUAUGUGAAUAGUUUUGCUUCAAGGAAAAAUAGUAUGUUAUCGAGCACAAUUAGCGAAAAUGCCUGUCUCAGAUAGAAGGAAGAAUAUUUAGUGCUUUGUAUUAUUGCAAAUCCAAGAUUUGUUUCAGAGGAAAGGGCACCAAAUAUUAUAACAUUUACCACUAUGCUGAAAUCUGUAAAACAGAAGUUGCUGUGGUUGUUUUCAACAAAUCUUGAAUCUCAAGCUGAUGUAUCUAAUCACGACAUGGUAAAAAAUUUGUUGAUAUAUUUAUAUAGCACAUUCGUCUUGGUAUAGUCAACCAUUCAGUUUUUCUCAGUACAAUCAGGUUUGGUUUCCCAAUAGAAAAAAAAUCAUGCUAACAUAAUCAAUGUACAUUUUUGUGAAUAUAUGGAAAGCUUUUGUUUUAAGAGAUGUUUUUGUAACUAUAGCAACGUGUGAAUAACCAAGUUACCAUAGCAACCACAUUCUUCACCUUGACAUGGUGACCUUCAGGAUUAAGAAAAGGCAAAAAAACAUUACAAAUGGGGGAUAAAAAAUAUGACACUGAUUUAAGAUUGUGUUUCUAUGGAAACCUUGACAUUGUCAACCCCUGUAAUUCUAGACAAUUAUGAAAUGUAUAUCUGAUAUUACUUUGACCCAUUAUUGAGUUAUACUUACAGAUAAUGUUAAUGGAAUACAACCAUCUGGAUUAUGUCACCUUCAACGCAGUGCUAUUGUUUUGGGGUUUUUAGGAAAAAAUACCAAAUUUAUUCCAUUCAUUUAUUUUCUACCCUAAUUAUUUAGGGGUGGUGGGGUAGCCAAGUGGUUAAAGCAUUCACUCGUCAUGCCGAAGACCCGGGUUCGUUUCCCCACAUGGGUACAAUGUGUGAAGCCCAUUUCUGGUGUCCCCCGCUGGAAUAUUGCUAAAAGCGGUGUAAUACUAAACUCACUCACUCUAAUUAUUUAAUAAUCUCUUCAUCAUACAAUUUGUAUGAUAGGUAAAAAUAUCAAUAAAUCAAGUAAACUACAUGACAUCUGACAUGAUGCCAAUGACAUUCAUGUGUGCUUUGCCAAUUAACUGGAAGGUCACCAUUUAACCCGAUAGUUGUACUGUACAUAGAUUUUAUUCAGGACCCGUAGUCUUCCAAGUAUUUCACAACGCACGUACAAGUUUUAGAACUGUUGAUCUAGCUAGGGCUUUCAUAUGAUUCUCACAGAGAUGUUGGUUUGAGUGAUGGACGUUUCCUCAUACAGUUUCCAUACCGAUUUGGAAAUAUAUCGUAUGAUCUUUGAAGAAUCCUUUUUGUGUUUGUUGUAGGUCAGUCAUCCAAUGGAUGGCAAUGAAUUCUGGGAAUGGUUCCCUUCCUUUUUUUAUUUGUAAGGCUUUUACCAUGUGAGUUCCAAUUUUGAAAAGAUUCACAUGUACAUCAAGAAUUUGUUAAUUGUUGGUUCACAUAGUGGAAAAGCUGAAAAAAAUUAUUAUAUGGAGUUGUGUCCCUUACCAUGACAGGAUCUGAUUUUUCAAAACCCAUAUUCAGCCUGUUAUGAGCCAGAGUGGUACAUGUCAUCAAUUUUGUGGUUUCUACCAUCCUUAAACUGACAGGAUUUAACUGAAAUAAUCUUCAUAGUAGCGUGAAACCUAAAUCACUCACUCACUAUUUGCAGUUGCUGCGCUAAAGGUCAUCAUUGUCGUAGGAGGCUACAAAGUGGUUUGGGUGGUCAGGGUUGUUGACUCAGUUGAUGCGUGUCUUCGGUUUAGAAUUGUGUAGAUUGAUGCUCAUGAUGUCAGUCACUGGAUUAUCCGACCCAGCCUUGAAUAUUUACUCACUGCCGUAACUGGAAUAUUGUUGAUUUAGUGUUAAACAACACACAAGAUGUUGUAAAUACAGCCAUUAUUCAUGGUUGUUUCACUCUGAUAAUGAAAAUGCAGCGGAGAUGUCAUCAAAACAACUGAAUACGUGCUUGCCAAGCAAUAUUAAGUCAAAUCCAUCAGUUAAAUCAAACAAAAUAUACCCAAAA